This is a messenger RNA of Peronospora belbahrii, 654 nucleotides long. NCBI's taxonomy places the organism in Eukaryota, Oomycota, Peronosporomycetes, Peronosporales, Peronosporaceae. The record is from the annotation of a GenBank genome assembly.
AUGGAGCUAAAACUGCAAUUGCCUUAUGAGCAGACAUUUCAUUUGCAGUCGACGGAGAAGAUGAUUCGGCGAGAUGCUUUAGAAGCUUCGAGCAAUCGCAAAUCUGGCAAGCUCAUAGUUCGUAGUAACGGCUACGGUGUGCCUACCAGCUACACGGUUACGACUAAUGGUCGUGUGUCGAAUAUGGUAAACACGCUCGUGACCCAUGAAGACGAGUUUGGACGUAGCUCCAAGUCUCUCGUAGUGCAUGACAUUCGAGCCGAAGUGCGCAAGCUGCAGGGUUUUCAUCAGACAAAACCAAAGCCAGGCGAGAUGUGGUUUGCUGUAAACGCGGACUGGGUCCAUGCUUGGUUGCUCUUUGUGUCAAAGUACAAGGGUGAAGAGGGUCACAACCCUGGCACUGUAGACAACAUGCCGCUGAUUUCAGACGACCUAUCGAAUGGCACGUUUCAGAUUAAGAAGAAUUUGGUCAUUAAGAAGGAUUUUCGGAUGAUCAACAAACAGAGCUGGGACUACUACCAGCAUGUAUAUGGUGGGGGACCUGCGAUUGAAGUGCAGAUUCCUAUAGACUGCGCCAAUCCGCCGCAGUGGCUAGAAACUCUUCAGCUCAGUAAAGUUGCCCGUGUCAACUCUAAUUACGUCGAUAUGCACUGA